CAGAGAAGCGCCGCGAACGCGUCCAUCUGCACGCCACUCCCGCAACCUCACACAUCUUACUUGCAGUGAAUUUGCAGUGAACAUGAGUGCGAUGGAAACAGACGAGCUGCCUGUUGUGCUCCCGUCGAGCACGUCAUCCGGUCUCUCAAUAGCUUUGCAUCCUCUGCCCAUCCUCAACAUAUCGGAACACCUCACGCGUCUCAAGCUUCAGACAAGAUCCAACAAUCCUUUCGUCAUCGGGGCAUUAUUGGGGACACAGAAUGGACGCGAUGUAGAGAUCGUGAACACGUUCGAGCUCGCCAUGUCAGACGACGAUGCCACGGUCGAACAGAACUUUCUUCUGGAUCGUAAAGAGCAGUACAAGCAAGUCUUUCCGUCUCUCGAAUUCAUCGGGUGGUACACGGUCGCACCACGACCGACGGCGCAGCACAUUGCCCUACAUGAACAGUUCUUGCCGUACAGCGCGACACCACUUCUUCUCAUCCUCCAGCCCUCUACUGUGUUCGCCGCAUCGCCCGACCUCACCGCACAAUCUCUCCCUCUCAAAGCAUACGAACCGACAAUAGAUUUCCGCGGCCGCAAAUCUCGUUCUGUUUUCAUUGAGGCACUAUUCACCGUCGAGACCGGAGAAGCUGAACGGAUCGCUGUGGACUGGACGGCGAAGGGUGGCGAGGGCGACAAUAGCCUGCAGUCGCAUCUAAGUUCACAGCGUGCCGCCGUAAAGAUGUUGCACGACAGAAUCGUCCUAUUGGUCAAGUACGUCUCUGACGUCUUGGCAGGACAAGCGACCAAAGACCACUCAACACUACGCGCUCUUUCGGCUCUUGUCGCCUCGCUGCCUGCAAGCGACCACAAGGGGUUCCGAGAGGAGUUUGAUAUCGAAUACGAGGACGUCCAGCUCACGGCGUAUCUCUCCGCGCUGACCAAGUCCGCCAGCCUCCUGAAUGAUCUGGUGGACAAGCACGUCGUGCUUACCGCAACGCGCGAGGAGCGUCACGUUGGUCCGGGCGGCCCACGGCGUCGCGGCAUGCCCGGUAUGGGGGUGAUGGGCAUGGGGGUGGACAGGCUCGCAGACUGGCGGAGCUUCCAUUGAGUUGCUCCGGGGUCUUUUCAUCCCACCAUAGCUUCGCGCCCGCCGGUGUCCGGAAUUGAAACCGUUCCUUGCUGUAUCAUCCGCUGUGCUAUUGUAUCAGUAUGUCUGUUGUCGGUUUACACUGUGUGACGGAUCAACGUCCGCGAAUGCUCUCCUCGAGGCAGCCUCCUUGCAGCAC
Rhodofomes roseus is the source of this 1271-nucleotide messenger RNA. RefSeq names its product COP9 signalosome subunit 6. Gene Ontology annotation, molecular function: metallopeptidase activity; protein binding. Lineage: Eukaryota; Fungi; Basidiomycota; Agaricomycetes; Polyporales; Fomitopsidaceae. Gene Ontology annotation, cellular component: COP9 signalosome. The record is from RefSeq and is a predicted model, not a curated record. Gene Ontology annotation, biological process: protein deneddylation. Bases 83 to 1093 code for a protein of 336 amino acids. The transcript has 9 exons.